Molecule: messenger RNA, 966 nt
Organism: Plectropomus leopardus (leopard coralgrouper)
Lineage: Eukaryota; Metazoa; Chordata; Actinopteri; Perciformes; Serranidae
Source: RefSeq, a predicted model, not a curated record
AUGUCUUUUUCAGUGUCUGCUGACGCCACUGCUGCAGGAAGGCGAGCCAGGAGGGAGAUCUCAUUACUGGUUGGUCCCGAGUGCCAGUCCUGGCAGGCGGCCUACAUCAAAGUUUACCUCUUGGAGAACGGGGUCUGUGUGGCCAAGAAGAAGACCAAGUCAGUGAGGAAGUCUCUGGAUCCUCUCUACAACCAGGUCCUGGUCUUCUCUGAAAGCCCGCUGGGGAAAGUGGUGCAGCAACCGACAACCAACACGGUUGAGGAGCCCCUCGAUCUGAUCAGACUCAGUCUAGAUGAGAGGAUCUACGUCAAGAUGAGGAACGACCGGGAGCUUCGUGGUCGACUGCAUGCCUACGAUCAGCACCUGAACAUGAUCCUGGGUGACGUGGAGGAGACGGUGACGACGGUGGAGAUUGACGAGGAGACUUAUGAAGAACUCUAUAAGUCAACCAAGAGGAACAUCCCCAUGCUGUUUGUCAGAGGAGAUGGCGUUGUCCUUGUGGCUCCGCCCCUCAGGGUGGGCUAACCCCCGACCACUUCCGGGUGUGAAGGAGCGUUAACGGCAGCUGGGAGGUUUCUUACCCUGAGGGAGCGGGUGGUGCCGUCAUGACGGGCUGAAACCGGUCGGGUUCAAACAUCUUCAGCCCCCUCAGGUCGGACUCUUUUGUCAACACCGUCCCCUUUACUUAACAUUCAUGACCCGGAGGUCCGAGACCACAUCACCAAUUCUCAACUUCCUUUUUGUGCGGCUCUGUGGAUAUAAACAUGUUUUGACUCGAGGGAAGAAAGAGGACUUUUGUUUUGGAGAAAGAGCGCCUGUUUUUUUUUUUUCUUUCUUUUUUUUUCACAAAAAAUUUGGGCGAAUUAUUAUUAAUCCUUCUGAAACGUGGAUCGGCAUCACUUUUCUUGUACUGUGUUUAGACGCCUUUCACAAUAAUUUAAACUUUUAAAAACCUGAACAAAUUCU